AUCACAGGCUCAUCCAUGUUUAUGAGACAUACCAGUAGUAGUCAUGUGUCAUUUUGUUGCUUGUCAAACAACAGAAUCAAGAUUGUUGUUACAGUUGGUUCAGGUAUAAUGCUUGUUGCCAUUCUUGGUCUUGGCUCUCUCUCACAAUUUUUAUAUUGUUCUCUGGCAGACACAUUUGAAGAUGAUAACUGCUUCACUCCUAAAAAGGAUGAUCUUGAUUUUGCCAGCAAUGUGAAGAAAAAAACAAAAGGAGCUAAAGAUGAUUUGGGAGAUUCAGAGAGUAGUGACGAUGAACUUGGUAACCUGGAUGAUGAUGAAGUUUCUUUAGGAAGUAUGAAUGAUGAAGAAUUUGAAAUUGAUGAAGAUGGAGGAACAUUCAUGGAUGUGUUAGAUGAUGAAAGUGAAGGCAUUCCAGAAUUUGAUGAAGUCAGUCCCAAAGCCAAUACUAAGAAAAGCAAGAGAAAAAGUGAAGAUGAUUUUGACUUUGUUGGGUCAUUUGAAGGUAAGAACAUGCUUUUAAUCUCUGUAAACCUAAGCAGCUUCCUUAAUAAAAGUAUUACUCAUUACAUUAUAGGAAAUACAUUGUUACAAAUAGUUUGAUGAAAUUUAGAAAAGUUUUCUUAAAGUGGUUGGUGGUUUCUUUUGGCAAGGAGGCUGGGGAGGCCAUCACAGCCCACAU
Messenger RNA from Nannospalax galili (Upper Galilee mountains blind mole rat), 679 nucleotides. Its product is annotated as CCAAT/enhancer-binding protein zeta-like. The record is from RefSeq and is a predicted model, not a curated record. Lineage: Eukaryota; Metazoa; Chordata; Mammalia; Rodentia; Spalacidae. The transcript has 3 exons. Bases 16 to 600 code for a protein of 194 amino acids.